Molecule: messenger RNA, 388 nt
Organism: Trematomus bernacchii (emerald rockcod)
Lineage: Eukaryota; Metazoa; Chordata; Actinopteri; Perciformes; Nototheniidae
Product: lysine-specific demethylase 6A-like
Biological process (GO): heart development; regulation of gene expression
Cellular component (GO): MLL3/4 complex
Molecular function (GO): RNA polymerase II cis-regulatory region sequence-specific DNA binding; chromatin DNA binding; histone H3K27me2/H3K27me3 demethylase activity
Source: RefSeq, a predicted model, not a curated record
GUGGAGGUGUUCGACCUGCUGCUGGUCACCACGGAGAGCAACAGCAGGAAGACGUACGUGGUUCACUGUCAGGACUGCGCCCGGCGGGCCGACCUCGAUAACUUCGUGGUGCUGGAGCAGUACAAGAUCGAGGACCUGAUGCACGUCUACGACCAGUUCACACUCGCGAGCCCCCUGCCUUCCUCCUCCUGAUGCUAACUGUUGGAAACCACCGUGGACUCCACACACACACACACACACACACACACACUCGCACACUCUUCGGAAACCUCGUAUCUUUUCUGAUAUUCAGGAAGUAAGUCCUCAAACGGCGCUUUGUAGCUCCUCCUAAAAACGGCAGCUGUGUGAGAAGCUGUGUUUCUAUGCAACCUCCCCCACCCCCCGACCC